CUUUCCUCUGUCAUCAAUUCUAUCACUACAAUGGAGGACUUCCGUUUCGUCCAUGAAUCACCCCAGCAGCAGCAGGCGCACCGGAAGCGUCCGCGUCUUGUCACCGCUUGCGAUAACUGUCGCAUCAAGAAAAUCCGUUGCGUCAAGAGUGCCACUAGCGACAGAUGUGAAGCUUGCACCGCCGGCAACUGCGCUUGCGAGUUCCGCGACCGGGAGCGAUACUUCCAGGAACGGAGUCGUCUCAUCGCCGGUUCUAGUGUUGGCUCCCCCUCCAACACCAGUCGCAGACCGACGACUCCCUCCGCGGCCCAGCUUGAACGAGAACGUCGAACAUCUCCAUAUGCACGUCCUGGACGCAUAGACGACAGCCCCACAUCCUCAAUUUAUUCUCGUCAUUCCGAUCCGACGCCUAGGACUCCCGGCUCUACGGCCUCGACACCGCCGAUGGACUACUUGACUCUGAAGGAUAGCGGUCGUCACUCGUCGGAACCAAAAGAAUAUUAUCAUGAGCAACAAUAUCUCCCUCGUCCAGCCUCUGUAUCUUAUUCUAGCCAAGUCACUAAUAACCUCUGGAACUACCCCGCCGAUAUAAACACCGUAUCUCCUAGCUAUUCGCCCGCAGCACCCGCAUUACCCUUACAGCCUGCCAACGUCAACCUCCAUGUAAACCUCUCAGAAGUCGACCUCUUCGAACCCACAUACCCUGCUUACCCCAGCUUCGCCCUGAUGCCGCAUUUCGUUUCUCUGUUCUUCGAAAACUUCGGUGGCCAAUGCCCGUUCCUCUCGAAAAACGACGUACUCUCUCGAUUUUACCAGCAGAGCCUCCCAGCGACCCUCGCGAACUCCAUAGCGAGUUUAGCGGUUCGCUAUUCGAACUUGCCUCAACUGCACUCCAGGGACCUGCGCGCGGUAGCGGACGAGUACAGUGCCAAUGCCAAAAGUAACCUCCGGUCGAUCCUAUCCGUUGGAUCUCUCGAUACCCUCCAUGCCCUCAUGCUGCUGUCGUUGUCGGAGUACAGAAGAGGACAGACUGCGGGAUACGUGCACUACGCCGACAUGUCAAUGCGGAUGGCCAUAGACCUUGGGCUAUCCGACGCACAAACCUUAGAAAUGCUCGCGACCAGCCAACGAGAGAAGCAGCGCCUUCAGAUGACGUGGUCUAGCGUCUGGCAGUUACAGAUGGCGGCGUCAUCUUCUACCUCUGCUGCCUACAGGGCUUGACAUGUAUCAAGUUGAUACCAAGGUCCCCUACCAGAAAUCGGGCGUGAAGUCGUGCUUCUUGACAAGUGGGGAACUCGAGUCCCUCCUUAUGAAGGAGUCCACUUUCAUUCCGGCUUAUUUAUGAUCUCGUCGCUCUCUUCGCUGUUAAUUGCUUGUAUAUAUAGUGCUAGACAAGUGUAUCUUUCCCCCGUCGUAGUCUACAGUCGUCCUAAUACCCGUGUAUCCAUCUCGCGAUUCGUUCAAUAUAUAUCAUAGUGCUUUCAUUUA
Molecule: messenger RNA, 1488 nt
Organism: Gloeophyllum trabeum ATCC 11539
Lineage: Eukaryota; Fungi; Basidiomycota; Agaricomycetes; Gloeophyllales; Gloeophyllaceae
Exons: 6
Coding region: 31-1221 (396 amino acids)
Biological process (GO): regulation of DNA-templated transcription; DNA-templated transcription
Molecular function (GO): DNA binding; DNA-binding transcription factor activity, RNA polymerase II-specific; zinc ion binding
Source: RefSeq, a predicted model, not a curated record